Molecule: messenger RNA, 1943 nt
Organism: Archocentrus centrarchus (flier cichlid)
Lineage: Eukaryota; Metazoa; Chordata; Actinopteri; Cichliformes; Cichlidae
Gene: sec14l8
Product: SEC14-like lipid binding 8
Exons: 12
Coding region: 215-1450 (411 amino acids)
Cellular component (GO): cytoplasm
Source: RefSeq, a predicted model, not a curated record
GGGGUGAGUGAGACUGGUGUUUACGUCCCCCCCUCAUCCGUCAUUCACCUGCGAGCAUCUGACGGCGGAGGAUAACAGGACGCUGAGGCCGUGGACGAGCAUCACGUGGAGGCGCCAAAGACGGAAACCCACCUACGUCGGUUAACGGUGGUGCUCCCUGUCCGUGACUGUGACUUUGAAGGAGCGCUGCUGUGUUUAUCCACAGGUCGGAGACAUGAGCGGGAGAGUGGGAGACCUCAGUCCUAAACAGGCGGAGGCGCUGGAGCAGUUUCGAGUACGGGUACAAGAUAUUCUUCCUCAACUUCCUGCGCAGCAUGAUCACUUCCUCUUACGCUGGCUCAGAGCCAGGAAUUUCAACCUCCAGAAGUCUGAGGCAAUGCUGCGAAAGCAUUUGGAGUUCAGGAAACAGAUGAAAGUAGACACAAUAAUCACUGACUGGCGUCCACCAGAGGUGAUUGAGAAAUAUCUGUCAGGAGGGAUGUGCGGUUAUGACCGCGAGGGCAGUCCCAUUUGGUACGACGUCAUCGGACCUGUAGAUCCCAAAGGCCUCUUUCUGUCUGCCUCCAAGCAAGACUUCAUCAAGUCCAAGAUCAGAGACUGUGAGAUGCUUCAGAAGGAGUGUAACCUCCAGUCAGAGAGACUGGGGAAAAACGUGGAGUCAAUCACAAUGAUCUACGACGUUGAAGGUUUGGGUCUGAAGCACUUGUGGAAGCCUGCUAUAGAAACAUAUGGAGAGAUCCUCCAGAUGUUUGAAGAUAACUAUCCUGAAGGCCUGAAGAGACUCUUUGUUAUCAAAGCCCCUAAAAUCUUUCCGGUGGCCUACAACCUCGUUAAGCACUUUCUGAGUGAGAGCACACGAGAGAAGAUUUGCAUCCUGGGUGCUAACUGGCAGGAGGUCUUAUUGAAUCACAUUGAUGCAGAGGAGCUGCCGGCGAUGUACGGAGGUAAACUGACGGAUCCUGAUGGAGACCCUCGCUGUCGGACCAGGAUAAACCACGUUGGACCAGUUCCCCCCUCCUACUAUGUACGGGACCACGUGAAGGUGGAUUAUGAGCAGUGUAUGACUGUCAGUCGAGUGUCUUCACAGCAGUUGGACUAUGAGAUCUUGUUCCCUGGCUGUGUACUCAGGUGGCAGUUUGCCAGUGAGGGUGGAGACAUCGGUUUCGGGGUCUUUCUAAAGCCCAAAAAGGGUGAAUGGAAGAAGGCGGCCGAGAUGCAAGAAAUCUUGCCCAGCCAGCGAUACAACGCCCACUUAGUGCCCGAGGAUGGCUCACUGACCUGUGAGCAGCCAGGAGUCUAUGUGCUGAGAUUCGACAACACCUACAGCAUCUUCCAGGCCAAACAAAUCAGUCUUACUGUUGAGGUGCUGCUUCCUGACCAUUUACAGCCCCCGCAGAGCAAUGGGAAGUCCAGCAACCAUGUGCAAGUGGAGUGUGACAGUCAGUUAUAACAAGGAUGACAGUCUGCCGCUACUAGAAAGCACAGCCUGACAUACUUGAUUUGAACAUGCUGCCAUGUCAAUUAAAAGUAUUAUAUCUGAAUGCUGGAUGACUCUUUAAUCAUCCAAAUCAUGAGCUUAUUUAUGUGGCGUCUGUUUGGAAACUUCACAUAUUCUCCUCUGAAACAUCACAGAAACCUUCGCCCGUCCAACUUUACUUAGAUUGUACUAUUUUCUUGCUGCUGUAACAUAAUAAUUGCAGGAUCAAUAAAGUAUUUAUCUAUCUACACACUCGGUGUUUCAGACGGCCGCCAAGUGAAUGAGGUUGUUUCUGGUGUAAAACAGCUGAGACCAAUGAAGUUCAUUAUGAGGAUCAAACUUCCUGCUCCUGUACAAGGAAGUAUUUUCUAGAGGUAUUUUCUGAGUAUAUACAGUAAAAUAUAAGUAAUGCUACGAACGUUUGAGUUGAUUGCUGAAUGCAAUAAAUUUUGUAAUGAGGUCCAAA